Molecule: messenger RNA, 966 nt
Organism: Sitophilus oryzae (rice weevil)
Lineage: Eukaryota; Metazoa; Arthropoda; Insecta; Coleoptera; Curculionidae
Exons: 4
Coding region: 53-436 (127 amino acids)
Source: RefSeq, a predicted model, not a curated record
AGACUUUGUUUCCACUUCGCUCAACUAAACAAAAGAAGAAAAUCCCUAAAAAAUGUGGUGGUCUACACUAAAAUGGUUGUUUUUCGGAUUGUCCCUUGCCCUAAUGAGCACCAACGUGAGCAAGGCGGCUCCAUCUAGAGACGAGAAUAUGUACAGGGAACUCAUGAAGCUCGACCAGUUGUACUCCUCAAUCGCCAGACCUAGCUUGAGGAGUGUAUCUAUGCCUGCUGAAAUUGGCCAGAAAGUACAGAGAGCGCUACAAAUGCUGAGGUUGCAACAACUGGACGACCUGUAUGCUCAUAAGUCCAGACCGAGGUUUGGUAAACGAGGUGAUGGUCAUAACUUGCCGGCAGCUGACUACGAAACCAACCAAAUUCAGUACCGGAAUAAUCAAGAUGGCGCAGCCCUACAAGACUGGCUUCCCCUAAGAAGAUGAGAAACUUAACCGAGAAAAUGUCAAUCCAGCAUUAAUAUAUUCUUCCUAUUAAUUUAUUUGUGUUUUUCUGCAAUUGUUUUAGCGCUAAUAAUAUAAAAAAAAUCAAUUUUCACAUUUGUCAUAUUAAUUUAACGACAUAUUUUUAUUAUUUAUGUAUAAUAUUUCAGAAAAAAAAACUCCAAAAAAAGGUCUCUUAGUUUGAGAAGUAACAUGCUAUUUAAAAUUAAAUUCAAAUCUAUUUAAAAUUAAUUAUAUCAAAUAAUAAUAUGUUAUUUCUCUCUAGUAUAUUAUUUCUUUUUUUUAAUUAGUUCUUGAAUAAAUAGAAUAAAUAUAUAAAUAUACUAACAAAUGCUGUAUCUCAUUCCUUCAGUAUUCUUUGCAAUCUAUAAGGUGUUAUAAGAAACAUACAAAGAAUAAUAUAAUGUUAAAAAAAUAUCUAGAGCAUCGCAUUUUGCUAAUAUUAAUAAUAAUUAUAUUAUCUAUUCUCUAUCACCCUGUAUACAAACUGAAUAAAUGCAUGUUUAACGCUU